Messenger RNA from Trachymyrmex cornetzi, 2442 nucleotides. It is a transcript of the gene Sk2, whose product is annotated as Sphingosine kinase 2. The record is from RefSeq and is a predicted model, not a curated record. The transcript is spliced from 7 exons. Lineage: Eukaryota; Metazoa; Arthropoda; Insecta; Hymenoptera; Formicidae. Gene Ontology annotation, cellular component: membrane; cytoplasm; intracellular membrane-bounded organelle. The coding region runs from base 47 to 1999 and encodes 650 amino acids. Gene Ontology annotation, biological process: phosphorylation; sphingosine biosynthetic process.
UUUCUCUAACAAUAAGUCAUAGUCUCGGAACUUGUUCCCCGAACAAAUGGUGGAACGCAAGCAUUGGCCCAUGGAGGACAGCGUGCAAGGAACCUCGAGCGCCGUCCUCGAGGAGAUCUUCUACGUGACGUCGAAACGGAACACGUAUUACAAGGUGAAGCUGACGGAGAAGGGUCUGAGCUUGCAAAAGGAGCACAACGGCGCGACGAAGAUCGAGACGAUCGCCUUAGGUGACAUCAUCGGUUGCAGAUGCAUGCGGUCGAAGCGCAGGAACGCGGGCAGCUGCGCCUGCCGACCGGGCGCGUCCAAGUCGCAGAUGAAGCUAGUGGAGUCGGCCGAGCUCUACCAGCAGUGCGACGAGCUCGACACGUCGGCGUACCUCUACAUAUACGCGUACACGUUGAAGAAGACGCGCAUGAAGGUCACGCUCAGGCGCGAACGUACGACGAUUACUCUGCGCUUCCGCAGCUUCGACAAGUACGAGGAUAAUCUGCGGGAGGCCAGCAGGUGGCGAUUGGCGAUCAAGUGCCUGGUCGCUAACGUGCCGGUGCCGAAAAACCUUAUGAGUCCCAGCCACGGCAACUUGGAGACGUUGGUCGGGGCGUGUCCGGGUGAGAAUCGGAAACUUCUGGUGUUGGUAAACCCGAAAUCAGGACCUGGCAGAGGCAGAGAUACCUUCCAGAAGAGGAUUCAUCCGAUCUUGUCGGAAGCGGAAAGAUCUUACGAGAUUCACGUUACCAAGUGUUCUAAUUACGCUCGUGAGUUCGUGCGCACAAGGGAUAUUUAUCAGUGGAGCGGUCUGUUGAUGGUCGGUGGCGAUGGAAUCGUUUUCGAGGUAGUGAACGGAAUCUUCCAAAGGCCCGAUUGGGAGAAAGCUCUGCGCGAAUUGCCGCUUGGGGUAAUACCGUGUGGCUCCGGCAAUGGUUUGGCAAAGUCCAUUGCUCACGCUAAGAAAGAACCGUACGAUCGCAAUCCUUUGCUUAUCAGCGCACUAUCGGCGGUCAAAUGUAAAAAGACGUCGAUGGAUAUCGUACGCGUCGAAACUAGAAAUCAAAUUCUUUUCUCGUUUCUGUCGGUGGGCUGGGGUUUACUGGCUGAUAUUGACAUCGAAAGUGAACGACUUCGCGCCAUCGGGGGCCAAAGAUUUACCGUAUGGAGCGUAGCGCGUCUAAUAGGAUUGAGAACAUAUAAAGGCAAAGUGUCGUAUUUACCUUGCAACAAGGUUCUUCCGACAGAAAAUAUGGAAAACGGCAAUGUAUAUCACAAGGACUAUGUCGCGGAGAAUAUAUUGUCGCAUUCGAGAAGCUACGGCGACGAAUUGGACAGGUGUUGCGCCAAGCCUGAAUCAGAAUCGAAAGAUUUUUACAAUACUUUCGGCGAAUCAUCCAACGAUUUGAACGGUUACGAUGAUAACGACGUGAUAACUGAGAACCUAGCUCUCGAGACGGAAAACGAGAGGAGACACAGACUUGACAGCUUCUACUCCGCAACCUCAGCGAAGUCGACUUAUUUCAGCACAGGUUCCGCCUCAAGUUAUCACAGUAUAGAAGAUGAUAAUAGCACAGAGAUUGAUGCAGAAAACAUCUGUAACAAUCAAGUUAUGUAUGGGCCAUCAUCUACACUUCCGGCGCUAACAUCGCAGCUCUCAAAUUGCUGGACAACGAUUCAAGGAGAAUUCAUAAUGGUACAUGCAGCAUAUCAAACACAUUUGGGACAGGAUUAUUUUUUUGCGCCACGUGCUGCAUUAGCUGAUGGAAUUAUUUGGCUUUUAAUAGCUAAAGCCGGUAUAUCACGGGCCAAUUUAGUUCAAUUUUUAUUAGGUCUGAGUAGUGGAACUCAUGUGACUUGCCCUGGCGUUGACAUGAUACCUGUGAAGGCAUUUCGAAUAGAACCUAUGGAAGGAAUGAGUGGACAUAUAACCGUAGACGGUGAGGAAGUUGAUUACGGACCGCUGCAAGCAGAGAUAUUCUCUUCCUUAGCAUCGGUGAUGACACCCUGACAUAAACGAUAAUUAUGUAUAUUUAAUGGUGAUAUCGAACAAAAUCAAAUAAUCCGGAUAUAAUUCGAGGAGAAAAAUUUAUUCUAGGUUAGCUUAGAGUAAAUUAGUUAUAAAAUAGUAACACCAAACUGUUAAUAUGUAUUAUUAUCUAUAAAAGAUAUUUCGGAUUGUAAAUUUUAAAUUGACAAUCUACGUAGGCUGUUUAAACUUCAUUCUAUUACCUUGCGAUGCGCUCAGUCAAAAGGGAGAGUUCUUUUUUUCUCUUCAUAAUGAAGAGGUCGAUAGAUAAAUAUAUACAUAGAAUUAUUUAUUAAUCUAGAGUUGGACGGGUUAAAUCUGUUGCAUCUUAAUAGAUACAUUUAGCCAUUUUGUAAAGUUUUCUAUCAGUUUGUACAGUGUAUCUAUACAUGCAACAAAAUGAUAUUAUUUGUGCUCACUAUUGU